Messenger RNA from Triticum urartu, 682 nucleotides. Its product is annotated as histone H2B.1. The record is from RefSeq and is a predicted model, not a curated record. Lineage: Eukaryota; Viridiplantae; Streptophyta; Magnoliopsida; Poales; Poaceae. Gene Ontology annotation, molecular function: structural constituent of chromatin; protein heterodimerization activity; DNA binding. Gene Ontology annotation, cellular component: nucleosome.
CCCGUCCAUCCCAACAGCGGCGAACGGCUGAUAUCGAUUGACGUCAUCGAUCCGCGGCACCACCCCUCCGCCAAUCAGCUCUCGCCUCUCCCAUCUAUAAAAUUCCCCGCCCCCCUCCCCGUCUUCCCACAUCUCAUCUGCAAUCCCCACACCUCCCACACAUCCUCCGGCGAAACCAAACCCCAGCCCGCCGCACCGUCAGCACCCCUGGCGCCCAAGGCCGAGAAGCAGCCGGCGGCGAAGAAGAAGGGCAAGAAGAAGGCCAAGAAGAGCGUGGAGACGUACAAGAUCUACAUCUUCAAGGUGCUGAAGCAGGUGCACCCCGACAUCGGCAUCUCCUCCAAGGCCAUGUCCAUCAUGAACUCCUUCAUCAACGACAUCUUCGAGAAGCUCGCCGGCGAGGCCGCCAAGCUGGCGCGGUACAACAAGAAGCCCACCAUCACGUCCCGGGAGAUCCAGACCUCCGUCCGCCUCGUCCUCCCCGGCGAGCUCGCCAAGCACGCCGUCUCCGAGGGCACCAAGGCCGUCACCAAGUUCACCUCCUCGUAGAGUGCUCCUGCUCCUGUGUCUCGUAGUUAGCUGUCCGGGUGUGUUUGUGGCCGUGUAAUCGUGUAAGAAUCGCACCGCGAUGUUUCUGUAUCUCGAGAAAUAGUAACGGUGCCUGCCUCAAUGUUCGGUACUA